Molecule: messenger RNA, 981 nt
Organism: Lymnaea stagnalis (great pond snail)
Lineage: Eukaryota; Metazoa; Mollusca; Gastropoda; Lymnaeidae
Source: the annotation of a GenBank genome assembly
AUACUCUUAGCACCAAUCACUUUCGUCGGUGCUGUCGGCAACGUUUUAAGCAUCAAAACAUUUUUCCGCCUUGGAAUCUCAGACGGCGUGAAUCUGUCCCUGCUGUCGUUGGCAGCGUCCGAUCUCUUCUACCUCAUCACAGCGUUGAUCACCGCCAUCAGCUUGAUGCUCCUUGGUGUGGAGGAACUCUCCGGUUACAAAGUUCGUUUCGCCCUUGACCCGGAAGCGGUCUUCAUGACCUCUACACACUCCGGAAGUGGCUUCUACGCCAUCUCGAUGCUGGUGACGACGUUCAUCACCGUGGUUCGAUGUCUCGCCGUUGCCCAGCCUUUAAAAUACAGAAAUUUGAUCUCAAGGCAAACCACCACCAUCAUCAUCUCAUUGUUUACCGUUCUGUCUGUAACAUCGGCCGUUUUAACGUUGGCUUUCUUGGGUAUUCUCCAUCAAUUCGACUCUAAAACCAACACAACAAGUUCAUCACUGUGGCUGUCGCCACAACAAGCUAUAAUCAAAGACGUCAUUUUUGGAAUAAGAGACGUGAUCUUGCCACUGACGUCUCAAAUAAUAGUUGGUGUUUGCGUGGUCAUCAUGGCCAGAUACCUCCGGAAAGCUUCUAGUUUUCGUAAAACACUUUCUAGUAAUAUUGCUAUGGACACUAUAACAAGUAUUUCUCUGAUCGCAGAACCCCUUACAAGAAAUAACAAUCCUGCAUCAGCCAAGGUGGCUGGCAAAGAAAUUCAAGUUGUUCAACAGAUGCUGCUCAUAGCCGUAGUCUACAGUUUGUGCAACAUGCCAAAAGUCGUCUUCAAUAUGACACAAAUUAUUUUGCCCGAAUUCUACAGGGGUGGCCGCUACAGUGCUUUGUAUUCAACAUUCAACAUUGUAAGAGAAUUAAUUCAGUCGGUGAAUGCCAGCGUGACUAUUUUCAUUUACUGGAAAUAUAAUUCAAAGUUUCGGAAUCACUUCGUUCUUCAACACUGA